This is a messenger RNA of Salarias fasciatus (jewelled blenny), 5109 nucleotides long. Its product is annotated as thrombospondin type-1 domain-containing protein 4-like. Gene Ontology annotation, biological process: extracellular matrix organization; proteolysis. Gene Ontology annotation, molecular function: metalloendopeptidase activity. The record is from RefSeq and is a predicted model, not a curated record. Lineage: Eukaryota; Metazoa; Chordata; Actinopteri; Blenniiformes; Blenniidae. Gene Ontology annotation, cellular component: extracellular matrix.
AUGCACAGGCAGAGUGUGAAGGUCCUCCAGGAUGCUGCCGGUGCAGGACGCGGCCCGUGGCGUCCGGCCCAGAGCCUCGACCCCUCCGCCGGCCUGCAGGAGCCUGAAGGCCUCAUUAUCUCCAACGGUAAAAGGAUCACUGCCCCGCUCUUCCUGGAGCCCGAGGCCAGGCGGGAUCUGUGCGGGAGACUCAGCAGCAUGCGGCGCGACUCACUUUUCAGGCUCUGUGUGCUGGGGGCCCUGGUGGCGGCCGCGGCCUCCGUGACCAAGCCCGCCAAGAGGAAGGCGGCAGGUCGGAGGUCCCGGCAGGUGUUUGAGGCGGAACCAGUGGAGGGGGUGUGGUCCGUCUGGGGCGACUGGUCCGAAUGCACUCAGACGUGUGGCGUCGGCGUCUCGCAGAGGAGCCGGAAGUGUUUACCCCCUCCUCCCCCGCAGGCCCCUCCCUACUCCUCCCCUCCCAACUGGGCGGGUUACCUGCCCGGCAUCGGGGGUCCGGUUAUCUCACCCAUCAGCCCUUACUACCCUCAGCGUUACCCCGGGCAACAUUCCCCUUACCACUCCCCUUCAAUCUCCAGUAAUCACAAUCCAGGACUGUCUGUGUUUCGGAGUACGCCUGCCGGAGGAGGCGAAGAGGGCGGAGGAAGAGGAGGCGGGCCUCCCGUACCAGGACAGGCCAAUCGGCUGCCCAGUUUUUACCAUCCGGACCGCUCCCCGUCCGGUCAGGAUCACGCCUCUGUGUUCCGAUCUCCCUACCACGCGCCGUCGCAGGGCUACAGCCAGCCGGCCCGCGUGGUCCGGAGGCCGACCGUACCGGGAGCCGUGAGACCGGGAGGAGGCGGGAGCAGGAGGUCGGUGUCCUCCGGCCGGGACGCCGUGCCCGUCAGGAGGUCCUCCAGCAUUCGUCCAGGUCAGUUCGGGUACGGCAGGGUCCCCUUCUCCGUUCCUCUGCACCGUCAGAACCGGCAGGCUCGCCACACGGCCAACGGGACGAACGACGACGCAGCUUCCGACGACGCCAGAGACGAAGAGGAGAAACGAGAGGAGGAAGCAGUUCUGCUGGAGCAGGAGAGCACCCAUCAACCGGCUGCUGAGGAGGUCCCCACCACCACCGCCGCGACUGGAAACCCGGUCCGACACGCCGGCAGACCCCCGCAGCCCCGCGCCGAGCCGGGCAGGAGCAGGGAGCGAGCCCCACCCUAUCACUCCUCGCGCUCCUCCAUCCCGCCCGUCCAGAGCGGCCCCCGGUUCGACUGGCACUCCGUCACGGCUCCCCCUCCUCCCGUCCCCCCCCUCUCGCGCCCGCACUCCCCCGCAUCAGCUCGCCUUUCUCCCUCCUCUCCACCGCCCCGGCCCCCGCACAGGGACAGGGAACACCACCCGGGCUUCGGCCCCCAGGCCCCGCUGGCGGGCGGCGUCUACCCUCUACGCCACCCGCACCUCCCCCACCUAGAGGUGGAGCCGGGCAGGGACGGACCCAGAGGAGCUCCUCAGGUGUACCGAUGCGACGGGCCUGAGAAGGAGUACCGCAGGUGUUUCUCACAGGUGUGCGGAGGAGGCGUCGACUCCAGGGCCGAGCAGUGCGCGGCCUUCAACACCCAGGAGUUCAUGGGUCGGCUCUACAACUGGGAGCCCUUCACCGAGGUCGGCGCGGACAAGCAGUGCGAGCUCACCUGCAGACCUGCCGGCUAUCGCUUCUACGUCCGCCAGGCAGAGCGCGUCAGGGACGGCACCCCCUGCUUCAACGUCAGCGCCAACGACGUGUGCGUGGAGGGACGGUGUCUGACUGAGGGCUGCGACGGGGUGCUGGGCUCCGGCUCCGUGAUUGACAAGUGUGGAGUGUGUGGCGGGCGUGAAACCUCCUGUCGGAAGGUGACGGGAAGUUUCCAGAAUGUCACGGUUCCUCUUGGUUACCACAAGAUCCUGGAUAUCCCGCCCGGCGCCACGUUCAUUAACAUCACGGAGAGGCGCGCAAGCUCCAACUACCUGGCUAUGAGAAGUGGCACGGGGGUUUCGGUGGUGAACGGGCGCUGGGCUGUGGACCCUCCGGGGGAGUACCCGGCAGGAGGGACCACCUUCACCUACGCCCGACCCAGAGCGCAGGUGGAGGGCGAGGAGGAGCGGGGCGAGUCCCUCAAGGCUCCGGGGCCGACCACGGCACAGCUCCAGCUGUAUAUCAUUUUCCACAAGGAGAACCCGGGCAUCGACUACGUUUACAUCCCCGUAGAGAAGGAGGCCGAGAAGGAGAGAGUGCCGGAGCUGGAGAGGGAGGCGCUCAGAGAAACACCCAGAGAGAGGCUGAGAGAGCGAGAACCAGCCAGGGCACCCCUCCGCAGUCCCCUCACUGUGUCCAUAGAGAACCCCCCUCCGGCUCCUCCGCCUGUCUCCAUCCCGUCUUUCCCCUCCACCUCCGUGUUUUCACCCCCCUCCUCAGACAGGUGGACACCGGAGAGGUUGCGCCCUCGGGGAUCUGCCCCCAACAGGAACGCUCGGAUUCCGCCUCGCACUGACCUGCCGCUGGACACCGACCCGCCGUUUGUGUGGCGGCGAGGCGGGCUGACGGAGUGCUCCGCUUCCUGUGGCAAAGGAUCGCAGCACAGAGUCAUUCUGUGCAUCAGCCGACACACGGACGAAGAAGUUCCGGACAGGAAAUGCGAUUCUGCAGCCAAACCUGUUCCCGAGGAGGAGCCUUGUAACACACAUCCCUGCCCACCGUUCUGGGAGGCCAGCGCCUGGUCGGAGUGCAGCGUCUCCUGCGGCUCCGGUGUGCAGCAGAGGCAGCUCCAGUGCAGGCAGAGCUUCGGAGACCGCUCCACCAUGGUCCAUCCCCAGCGCUGCGCCGGCCUCACGCCGCCGGAGUCGGUGCAGAGCUGCCAGCUCCGCCUCUGCUCCCACUGGGAGGUCAGCUCCGACUGGAGCACGUGCUCAGUGGACUGCGGCAUCGGCAGGAGGACACGAGGCGUCCGCUGUGUCAGUGAUCAGGGCAGCAUCGUCAACGACGUGGAGUGCAACUCCAGGCUCCGCCCACAAGGGACCGAGGAGUGCAACAUGGGCCCCUGUGUGACCAACUGGUACUUCACCGCCUGGUCCGACACCUGUUUGGCACAGUGUGGCCCCGGGGUGCAGAGGAGAGAAGUGGUGUGUCUCACCAGGGGAGGCGUCAGAGAGGGGGGAGGAGGAGGGGACUGUGUCGGGGAAAAACCGGCCGAGAUGAAGGCGUGCAAUGGAGGACCCUGCGUGGCGACAACCACGUGGUACAGCAGCCCCUGGACGCAGUGUAAUGUCCCAUGUGGGAACGGGACGCAGCGGCGAGACAUCAUCUGUGUCCAAAAGAUGGCGGCGGACUUCACCGUGGUUCCAGCUUCUGAGUGUGCUCAUCUGGACAAGCCUUCCGCUGUGCAGGAGUGCGAGAUGGGCGAGUGUAGGCCACAGUGGUUCACAACAGAGUGGAGCGCGUGCUCGCAGUCCUGUGGGAAGGGCUUACAGAUGCGGGAGGUCCGCUGUCUCACACAGGAUAAAAAGCACAGCUUUGACUGUGACCCCAGCAACAAACCUGAACAGGAGCAAAUUUGCAACAUCAUACCCUGCAGCCCGCGGGUCCCAGACGAAAACUGCCGGGACAGACGUCACAACUGCAUGAUGGUGGUGCAGGCCAGGCUGUGCGUCUACUCCUAUUACAAGACUGCCUGCUGUGCCUCCUGUGCCCAGAGUGCCCAGCGGGCCAAGAGGCACUGACCGGCCAACCGCAGACGGCCGUGGUUAACAAGCAGCCGGUGGCCAGGUCGAACGGGGCCUGCAACCCCUGAAAUGACGCGUCAGUAGAAACGAAGAGCCAGAGUAGACAUGUGAUGGCAUUCAAAUAACAUUUAGCCACGUUCCCCUGAAUCUUCAGGUUAAACACUGUGAGAGCAGCCAGUUACCUUUCCCAGUAAGUACUCUGUGUACAGUUAUGGUUCCUCAGAUACAUAGCUUCCACCGAGCCUGCUUCAGUUUACAGCGUGCGUCAGCUUUAGCCGUUCCUAAUGUGUCACACAGGGCUCGAUGGGCAUUUACUGUCAUUUCCUCUCAUUUCGGUGACUGAUAGGUUAUAAUGAAAGGUGCUCACUGAGAACACUGCUGUGUUUCCGCAGCAGAUUUAGCGUUUGUUAGGAUUCCUCCUCAUUUAGAGGAUCUUAAAGCAGUUGUAGUCAGACAUACAUACCACUAAUUAUGCUCGAAAAAUGAUUCCCAUGAGUGCCAGAUAAGCUGUGUAUACUAUAGUGAUAUGUCUGCGGGAAUAGAUCUAUACAUAAGUCCCCUACUGAAACGUAGUGGCUUCCCCCCGGCCAAGAUAGAAGGAUUUUAUUUACGUAUUGUUUGUCUUUUAUUUGUUUGCCAAAUAUAUUUCCUUCGUGUCAUUUUGCUGUUCAGUAUUUGGGCAGGAAAACCAAAGGAGUGGGGGUGACCACGGCAGUAAGUGACCAAAUAUAAGUAGACACAAGGAAAGAGAUGUGACUUUUAACCCCCCAAAAAUAUGGUUUUUAAGCAGCACACAUUUUGGACAGUUAAUACUCCAUUGGUUUUACAUUGAGGCAUUUUUUUUAAACUUCUAACACUCCUAUUUUCACUGAAAAAAAAUGUUUUUCAAUGAGUUUUAAGAGCAGAAGAAACUGUUGUUCUCAAGUUUUGACAACAGAAAAUAUAAGAAAGUACUAUUUUACUGUGUUUUCACUGUCAAUACAAAGUGUCUUAAAAUGCUAUGCGAGAGCUUAUAAAGGAAAACUCCGGGGGGUCAGGGCUAUGCCUUUUUCCCAGUAUGAUUUUUUUUCUUAUUUUUUAAUUAGUGAUUAAAAAAAUUCUCACAAAAAUUAAUACAGUAUGAUUUUGCUCCAACGCACAUUUUUAAAACCGAAUUUAUUGUAAGUGUCAUAGAGAUUAUAUGAAUCAUCAAAUAAUCCUCAGUAUUAAACCUUAUGUGUAACAGCUAAAACACCAGGUUGUAUGUUAAUAUUUACCAAAUAUUACAAAUUUGAAGCAUCCAACUGGAGAUUAAUGCUUUUUUUUUUUUUUUUGCCUUGGGAGCUCUACAGCCAUUUAUAGUAAUAGCGUAUUAUGCAAAAAGCAUGAACAAAA